ACCCUCCAAUCUUUUGGGGCUUCGGAAGCACACGAGAUACAACCACAGACGAAAAGGCAACACUGUUGGACCUUGACGCAGCUGCAUAAUAUUAGCAUUGCAUCUUUCUCGGCCUUUUGAAUUUCCAAGAUCAUCAACAACAGCAAAAGAAGAACUUAAGCUUACUAGAAGAGGACCAUGUUGGUUGCAACGCUCUCGAAAAGACUCUUGCGAGUGGGUCAGGCUAAAAGAUGCGGUCUGUCGCUGCGCUCGUUCUCGGAUGCCAAGGAUAAGGAUCUCGUCCUAACAAGCAUCGAUGGUGAUACUGGUGUUGCUACCAUUACCAUGAACCAAGCGCCCGUUAAUUCAUUGUCGCUGGAAAUGUGCCAAGCCAUCACGACUGCCAUCAAAGAAGUCGAAAGUCAACCUGAAAUACAGAGCCUCGUCUUGGCAUCUUCCUUGCCUGGGGUCUUCUGCGCUGGCCUCGACAUCACAGAGCUUCAUAAACCCGAUGAGAAACGCUUGACUGAUUUUUGGCAUUCGUUCCAGCAGAUUUAUUUCGAUCUAUACGGCUCUCGGUUAGCCACAAUUGCGGCUAUUGCUGGCCAUGCUCCUGCGGCAGGCUGCAUGUUAGCCUUGAGCUGUGACUAUCGCAUCAUGGUUUCUGGCGCUGGUUCCAAAAAACCCAGUACCAUUGGACUGAAUGAAACGAAACUGGGAAUUGUGGCUCCCAGUUGGCUCGGAUAUCAAUACAUUGACACCAUCGGACAACGGCAAGCAGAACUUGGAUUAUCUCUUGGUUUAUUGCAUCAACCAGAACAAGCUUUGGCAAUUGGUUUGGUUGACGAACUUGUUCCUCGAGAAGAGGUCUUGAGUAGGGCUCAAGCAGAGGCUGUCAAGUGGGGCAAGAUCCCGGCUAAAGCUCGGCUUGCCAGCAAAAUGUUGGCAAGAAAGGCUCGAUUGGACCAUCUCGCCGCCACUCGCAAAGAAGACAAUGACUUCUUUCGAUCCUUUGUGACGAAUGAAACAGCUCAAAAGAUAAUAGAUGGGUACUUGCAGUCCCUUUCCAAGAAGAAAUCCUAAUACAGAAUCAGAGAUGCUACCUCUGAUAAUAGUGGACUCCAAUAAUAAUAACUUAGCUAGAACACGGUUUUUGGGU
Messenger RNA from Seminavis robusta, 1138 nucleotides. The record is from the annotation of a GenBank genome assembly. Lineage: Eukaryota; Bacillariophyta; Bacillariophyceae; Naviculales; Naviculaceae.